This is a messenger RNA of Rhopilema esculentum, 2263 nucleotides long. Its product is annotated as protein rolling stone. The record is from RefSeq and is a predicted model, not a curated record. Lineage: Eukaryota; Metazoa; Cnidaria; Scyphozoa; Rhizostomeae; Rhizostomatidae. Gene Ontology annotation, cellular component: membrane.
UUGAUCACGAAAUGACGGUGUCUCUGUCAGAAAGAAGCCUCUGAAGCUGCCCGGAAUCCAACGGCUCCCAUAUUAUUUAGUGGCGCAGCGGGAGGUAUCAUUUUUAAGGGGAAUUAUAAGGAUGUAUCAUUUUUAAGCAGAAACACUACUUUGAUGAAACAAUUUCUUUGUGCGCAGGCUCAUGACCAGCCUGUGUCAACAGUCUUUGACGAGGGCAACUCGCUUAACCGGAAGUUGUUGGUCGAGCAAAAAGAGGCUUAUAUCAGAUCAUUAAAGCUUUGAGAAUAGAAAACAUGUCGCGAUUCGCAGAGAUUCUCAAAGAACAGUUCAAAAUCACAAAUUGUUGGUUUCAUUGGCAUUCAGAUAAUCACUUCGUGGAAUCGAAGUGGAAAUGGAUCACGUGGAUGAAAUACCUUCUCAUUCGAUGGCUGAUGUUCGUUUACUGUGCCAUAAUGAUGUUUCUGUCAAUUUGGGAGCACGCAGAAAAUCAAUGGAUAUUUGCAUUAACAAGUGCAAACUACAUUUUGAUCACUGUCUACUUUCUUUAUGCAGCAGUAAAUAUUACCAUAUACUAUAUUCAUCAAAUGAAGAGUGCCUGUCUAGAUCCUUGUGACAAUGAUGCUACUGUAACCAAGCAAACUCAUUAUUGUAUCGGGCUACGUUUCAGAGCACAUUGGUUUCUGUACAACCUUUCGCUUGGAAUGUGCACUUUUGUUUUCAUUGCUUUUUGGGUAAUGCUUGCACCAAAUAAAAAACGAGGUUUCAAGCCAUCAUUACACACAUACCUUGUGAUUGAUCGCCAUGGAAUUAACCUCGUUUUGAUGGUGAUCGAUUUCGUAAUCAAUAAAAUUCCCAUACGAUUACUGCAAUUCGUGUACUCGUCGCUAUUUUUAGGACUCUAUUUGGUAUACAACUCAAUUUACUGGUCCCAGACUGGAAAGUUGGUUUAUGGCAAAAUCUUAGAUUACGGUUCUAACGGACCAACUGUUGCAGCUCUUGCUUUGAGUGGAAUGUUUAUUGCCAUACCCCUCAUCCAGCUUUUAUGGUUUGCAUUGACCUUGUUGGGGAAGAAAGAACCUGUUCCAAGGGAAGACGCUAAUGCAAAUCUCGAGUUUCAGAAUGUCUGAGAAUUUAUCUUGGCUUUGCAUUCAAAGAUAACCUGAAGUACUUAGUUGAUCAGAUGUGACAAACAUGUUUAAAAGACGUGCAAAUGUAUAAACGACUCAGAGAUCAUUCAGUUCUGCAAUUUUAUAGGGAUUGUAAAUGCUUUUUUGUUAUACCGUUAACGCAACUCUUCUUCCUAAAUAGCCCAUAUCCUGGAAGCAAAAAUGCUAAUAUGCCCCAUCACCUUUUUUGCUGAUUUAUAAAAGACAGAUAUUGCAAUACAACGAUCAAUCACAUAUUCGACUGAAAACGAAAGCUUAAAAAUCAGCACUUUUGCUCUUUGAAUGGUGUUAACAUAAUUUCUAAAAUGCAUUUUCCGCAAGUAAGUUUGAAGAACGUAAGGAGCUUUGAAAACAAGAUAAUUGUAUGGCGGUAUUCAGGCGAUUUCUAUAAGCCCCACCCAAGUCUAAUUAUGCCCCUCUAAUAAGCCCCUACCAUUAAUAUCAAAGUCAACGAACCCCCAAUAGGGCUAUUUUGAGAUUUCUUGAACGUAGUUGUAAAUUUGCAUUCCUCGUCAAGAAGUCCAAUUUGAUUGUUAUAAUGUUGGGUUGAAGAUGGUUCAUUUUAUCAAGAAGGGGAUGAUCGCAUGUAAUUCUCUUCUAUAGGUAUUCUUUGCAGGGAUCUUUAUCCUUGAAACACAAUGUUAUAUAAUCUAGUGAUGUCUUACAGGGCGUUUUAAAGCCAUUUUUGUGUAGCCACCUUAAUUUGUCCGCCUUUUACCUUAUCCUUUAAACUUAAAUGUAACGUUCGAAUUCGAUCUUUAUUAGAACUGAGUAAUUUGGAAAUGGAUUUAGUUUUUUGGGAGAUACUAGAUAAUGUGAUUCAAUACUAUAAGAAAGAUGUAUUUUUUGAUAUAUAUGUACAUGGUAUCUAUUGACUGUUUUUGUUGCAAGUUCAUACUUACAAGAAGAUAUUUAGUAGAGAAUUUGGGAAAAUAACCGAAAGACUCCUUCAACAAAACAACGACAAAUCAGGCAAUGCUUGAACACUAUAUCAUCUUUAUACAGGACCCGCGCCACCGGGGGGGGGGGGCAAGCCAUGGUCCCCCACUUUUUUGCGAAGCAAGUAGUUUUAAAGCUGUAGUAAAAGGGGUAAGAGG